CCCGUUUUACAGGUGCCCCCAGAGCUCCAGAAACACCCCCCCCCAGACACCCCUCAGCAUGUCAGAGUCAGAGGAGAAUGGGGAGGGACCCCCCAAGGAGCCGCCGUCCUUCGCCGAAGCCACCGGCCAACCCCCGGGGUGGCCAAUAGGGGAAGGCAGCGGGGGUCCGGCGGGGGGCGGGACCCCCCCCGGUCAGCGGCACCGCCGCCCCCCCCACCCCAAACACAAGGGCCAGGGCUCCAGCGGGGUCCACCGCUCCCCCCGCGCCCUCUUCUGCCUGCGCCUCAACAACCCCAUCCGCCGGGCCGCCAUCAGCAUCGUCGAGUGGAAGCCCUUUGACAUCCUCAUCCUCGCCACCAUCUUCGCCAACUGUGUGGCCCUGGGGGUUUAUAUCCCCUUCCCCGAGGACGACUCCAACGCCGCCAACCACAACCUGGAGCAGGUGGAGUACGUGUUCCUCAUCAUCUUCACGGUGGAGACCUUCCUGAAGAUCAUCGCCUACGGGCUGGUCCUGCACCCCAGCGCCUACAUCCGCAACGGCUGGAACCUGCUCGACUUCGUCAUCGUCGUCGUGGGGCUCUUCAGCGUCAUCCUGGAGCAGGUGUCCCACAAACCCGGCGAGGCCCAUCACAUGAGCGGCAAACCGGGCGGCUUCGACGUCAAAGCCCUGCGCGCCUUCCGCGUCCUCCGGCCCCUCCGCCUCGUCUCCGGUGUCCCCAGUCUCCACAUCGUGCUCAACUCCAUCAUGAAGGCGAUGGUGCCGCUGCUGCACAUCGCGCUGCUCGUGCUCUUCGUCAUCAUCAUCUACGCCAUCAUCGGCCUCGAGCUCUUCAUCGGCCGCAUGCACAAGACCUGCUUCUUCAUCGGAUCCGACCUGGAGUCAGAGGACGACCCCUCCCCGUGCGCGUUUUCGGGCCACGGCCGCGCCUGCCUGCAGAACAACACCGAGUGCCGGGGCCGCUGGGAGGGGCCCAACGGCGGCAUCACCAACUUCGACAACUUCUUCUUCGCCAUGCUCACCGUCUUCCAGUGCAUCACCAUGGAGGGCUGGACCGACGUCCUCUACUGGAUGCAGGACGCCAUGGGCCACGAGUUACCCUGGAUUUACUUCGUCAGCCUCGUCAUCUUCGGCUCCUUCUUCGUCCUCAAUUUGGUGCUGGGGGUGCUGAGCGGGGAGUUCUCCAAGGAGCGUGAAAAGGCCAAAGCCCGCGGAGAUUUCCAGAAGCUGCGGGAGAAGCAGCAGCUGGAGGAAGAUCUGCGGGGCUACAUGGACUGGAUCACCCAAGCCGAGGACCUGGAGGGUGACGACGAGCACGAGAAGCACCGGCUGACGGCCGAGGAGCUGAUGGGGAAGCGCAAACCGCGGCUGAAGUGGUUGCGCCACACCAGUCACUCCACUGACACCCACGCCAGUCUUCGCAGCGAGACAACGUCGGUGAACACGGAGACGGCGGGUGAGGAGGAGGCACAACCGGGCGCCUGCGACCGCUGCCUGGGCAAAAUCACAAAGACGAAAUUCUGGCGCCGCCUUCGCCGCCUGAACCGCCUGUGGCGGCGCCGGUGCCGCGCAGCCGUCAAAUCCAUUUUCUUCUACUGGACCGUCUUACUUUUGGUGUUCCUCAACACCCUCACCAUCGCCUCGGAGCACCACGGCCAACCCCCCUGGCUCACCCAAACUCAAGCGUACGCCAACAAGGCGCUGCUGUCGCUGUUCGCCGCCGAGAUGCUGCUGAAACUCUACGCCCUGGGCGCCGGGUGUUACUUCGCCAGCUUUUUCAACCGCUUCGACUGUUUCGUGGUGUGCGGGGGGGUGUUGGAGACGGCGCUGGUGGAGCGGGGGGCCAUGGAGCCCCUGGGCAUCUCCGUGCUGCGCUGCGUCCGCCUGCUGCGCGUCUUCAAAGUCACCCGGCACUGGGCGUCGCUGAGCAACCUGGUGGGCUCACUGCUGAACUCCAUGAAGUCCAUCGCCUCCCUCCUCCUCCUCCUCUUCCUCUUCAUCAUCAUCUUCGCCCUCCUGGGGAUGCAGCUUUUCGGGGGACGCUUCAGUUUCGACGAGACCCAGACCAAGCGAAGCACCUUCGAUACCUUCCCUCAGGCCCUGCUCACCGUCUUCCAGAUCCUGACGGGGGAGGACUGGAACGCGGUGAUGUAUGAUGGGAUCAUGGCGUACGGCGGCCCCGUCUUCCCCGGGAUGCUCGUCUGCAUCUACUUCGUCAUCCUCUUCAUCUGCGGGAACUACAUCCUCCUCAAUGUCUUCUUGGCCAUCGCCGUCGACAACUUGGCCGAUGGUGACAACAUCAACUCGGGGGCUGAGAAGAAGGACAAAGCUGGAGAGGUGGAAGCCAGCGCAGGGAGCCAGGACGUGAGUGUGAAGGUGGAGGGGGAGCAGCCAGAGGAGGAGGAGGAGGAGGAGGAAGAGGAGGAGGAAGGUGACGAGGAGGCGGGGGGAGAGCGGGACAGUCUGGGGGGGCCCCGGCUGGACCCCCCCGAGGAGCCCCCCAAGAGCAAAGUGGUGCCGAUCCCCGAGGGCAGCGCCUUCUUCCUGCUGGGCAGCACCAACCCGCUGCGGGUGCGCUGCCACGCCCUGAUCCACCACCACGUCUUCACCAACCUCAUCCUCGUCUUCAUCAUCCUCAGCAGCGUCUCGCUGGCCGCCGAGGACCCCGUCCGCACCCACUCCCCCCGCAACCACAUUUUGGGCUACUUCGAUUACGCCUUCACCUCCAUCUUCACUGUUGAGAUCCUGCUCAAGAUGACGGCGUUUGGCGCCUUCCUGCACAAAGGCUCCUUCUGCCGCAACUGGUUCAACCUCCUGGACCUGCUGGUUGUCGGCGUGUCCCUCAUCUCCUUCGGCAUCCACUCCAGCGCCAUCUCGGUGGUGAAGAUCCUGCGGGUCCUGCGCGUCCUGCGGCCCCUGCGAGCCAUCAACCGCGCCAAGGGCCUCAAGCAUGUGGUCCAGUGCGUCUUCGUCGCCAUCCGCACCAUCGGCAACAUCAUGAUCGUGACCACGCUGCUGCAGUUCAUGUUCGCCUGUAUCGGGGUGCAGCUCUUCAAGGGCAAGUUCUACAGCUGCACCGAUGAGGCCAAACACACACCAGGGGAGUGCAAGGGCACGUUCCUGGUGUACAAGGACGGGGACGUCACCCACCCCUCGGUGCGCCAGCGCCUGUGGCACAACAGCGACUUCAACUUCGACAACGUCCUGGCCGGCAUGAUGGCGCUUUUCACCGUCUCCACCUUCGAGGGGUGGCCCGCGCUGCUGUACAAAGCCAUCGACGCCAACGCCGAGGACCAGGGGCCCAUCUACAACUACCGGGUGGAGAUCUCCAUCUUCUUCAUCGUCUACAUCAUCGUCAUCGCCUUCUUCAUGAUGAACAUCUUCGUGGGCUUCGUCAUCAUCACCUUCCGGGCGCAGGGCGAGAGCGAGUACCGCAACUGCGAGCUGGACAAGAACCAGCGCCAGUGCGUGGAGUACGCAUUGAAGGCACAGCCGCUGCGGCGGUACAUCCCGCACAACCGCAGCCAGCACCGCGUCUGGGCCAUGGUCAACUCCACCGCCUUCGAGUACAUCAUGUUCGUCCUCAUCCUCCUCAACACCAUCGCGCUGGCCGUGCAGCACUAUGAGCAGUCCAAGCCGUUCAACUACGUGAUGGAUCUGCUGAACAUGGUGUUCACCGGGCUCUUCACCGCCGAGAUGCUGCUCAAGAUCGUGGCCUUCAAACCACGGCACUACUUCUGCGACGCCUGGAACACGUUUGACGCGCUCAUCGUGGUGGGCAGCGUGGUGGACAUCGCUGUCACCGAGGUCAACAACGGGGGGCACGUCGGCGAGAGUUCCGAGGACAGUUCCCGCAUCUCCAUCACCUUUUUCCGCCUGUUCCGCGUGAUGCGGCUGGUGAAGCUGUUGUCCAAGGGCGAGGGGAUCCGCACGCUGCUCUGGACCUUCGUCAAGUCCUUCCAGGCGCUGCCCUACGUCGCCCUCCUCAUCGCCAUGAUCUUCUUCAUCUACGCCGUCAUCGGGAUGCAGACCUUUGGGAAGGUGGCGCUGCAGGAUGGGACCCAAAUCAACCGCAACAACAACUUCCAGACCUUCCCCCAGGCCGUGCUGCUGCUCUUCAGGUGCGCCACGGGGGAGGCGUGGCAGGAGGUGAUGCUGGCCAGCCUGCCGGGCAAGCGCUGUGACCCCGAGUCGGACGCGGGGCCGGGGGAGGAGUUCAGCUGCGGCAGCAACUUCGCCAUCGUCUACUUCAUCAGCUUCUUCAUGCUCUGCGCCUUCCUGAUCAUCAACCUCUUUGUGGCCGUCAUCAUGGACAACUUUGACUACCUGACGCGCGACUGGUCCAUCCUGGGCCCCCACCACCUGGACGAGUUCAAGCGCGUCUGGUCCGAGUACGACCCGGCCGCCAGGGGCCGCAUCAAGCACCUGGACGUGGUGACGCUGCUGCGGCGCAUCCAGCCCCCCCUGGGCUUCGGGAAGCUCUGCCCGCACCGCGUGGCCUGCAAGCGCCUGGUGGCCAUGAACAUGCCGCUCAACUCGGACGGCACCGUCACCUUCAACGCCACGCUGUUCGCCCUGGUGCGCACCUCCCUCCGCAUCAAGACGGAAGGGAACCUGGACGUGGCCAACAAGGAGCUGCGCGCGGUCAUCAAGAAGAUCUGGAAGCGGACCAAGCCCAAGCUGCUGGAUGAGGUCAUUCCCCCCCCCGAGGAGGAGGAGGUGACCGUGGGCAAGUUCUACGCCACGUUCCUGAUCCAGGACUAUUUCCGCAAGUUCCGGCGGCGGAAGGAGCGGGGGGCACUAGGGCCCAGCGCCCAGCCCAGCACCCAGAGCGCCCUGCAGGCCGGGCUGCAGUCGCUGCAGGCGCUGGGCCCCGAGAUGCGCCGGGCGCUGAGCGGAGACCUGGAGCUGGAGGACAACGACACCGGCCCCGCGGCCAAUGAGGAGGAGCGGCUGAGCUACGCCCCCCCAGAGACACUCUACAGCUCCGCCCCCAGCCCCCCCGGGGAGCCCCCCCAGGACACCCCCCCACCCACCGAGGGGAACGAAUCCGCCCCCCCGAACCACGAGAGCACCCGCAGAGACAGCAGGUACGGGGGGGACACACGCUAUGGGGGGACACACACUGUGGGGGGGCACUAUGGGGGGGAACACACACUUGUGGGGUGGGGGACACACGCUAUGGGGGGGAGACACACUAUGGGGGGAGGGACAACAUACUAUGGGGGGGGAGACACACUAUGGGGGGGACACACAUGCUAUGGGGGGGCCACACCUAAGGUGAGCUCACAAAGAGCCGCUGUGUUCCUGCGCAGGCGCCGCUCAGAGCUGGGGGGGCAGGACGAUCCCCCCCCCAGCCCCGGGCAGCCCGACGAGGAGCCGGAGCCCCCAGCCCCGCGGCACCGCCGGGGGGGGCACAGGGGGACCCUGCCCGCCCCCCACCCCCCGCGCUGGGCGGGGGAGGGGCCACGGGGGGGGUCGCUGCCGCUGCCCCCCCGGCACUUGCCGCUGCACAACGGGACCCUGGAGGGACAACAGCUCAAGAGGCGCCGGCUCCUGCCGCCCACCCCCGCGGGCCGCAAACCCUCCUUCACCAUCCAGUGCCUGCGGCGCCAGGGCAGCUGCGAGGACGAGCCCAUCCCGGGCACCUACAACCCCUCGGGCCCCCCCGGCCCCGCGCGGCCGCAGGGCUACGGCAGCUCCGAGACCUGGCGCCUGGGGGGCUCCUCGCACGCCUGGGCCGCCGCCCCCCCCCGCGGCCACGUGCUGUACGCGCCGCUCAUCCUGCUGGAGGGCGGGGGCGCGGGCGGGGGCGGCGGCGCCGGGGGGAGCCUCCCCCCGCUGUCCCGCUGGUUCCUGGGGGAGCAGCGCGGCGCCCCCGGGCCCCUCCGCCUGCGUGUCCCCUGCGGCCCCGGCGACGCGCUGGCCCGCGGCUCCGCGGACAGCCUGGUGGAAGCCGUUCUCAUCUCGGAAGGGCUGGGGCUGUUCGCCCGCGACCCCAAAUUCGUGGCGGUGGCCAAACGCGAGAUCGCGGACGCUUGCGACAUGACCAUGGACGAGAUGGAGAGCGCGGCCGCCGACCUGCUCACCCGCCGCCGCUCCAACGCCCCCGGCCCCGCUCCCGGCUCCGGUUCUGGCCCCGCUCCCUCCGCCGCCUCCGCCGCCGUUUACAGCGACGAGGAGCCGCUGCGCCCGCCGGCCGAGGACGAGCUGGCGGAUGAGAUGAGCUGUGUGGGCGGGGCCUGGGACCGCCACCAAUGAACGGGCAGGGUGGGUGUGGCCUAGGGCUAACCCCGCCCCCGAGCGGCAAGGAAUGAUUUACGUGGGCGUGGUCUGACACAAGCCACGCUCCCUACAGUAAACAUCCACCACCAAUAAAUGCUGUGUGGGCGGAGCCUAGGACUAGCCACGCCCCUGCUUUGCAAUGAAGCCCCAGCACGAAUGAAUGGGCUGUGUGGGUGUGGUCUCACACUAGCCACGCCCCCUACAGCAAACACCCACCACCAAUAAAUGCUGUGGGUGGAGCCUAGGACUAGCUCGCCCCACCCCCCCCCCGCAAGGAAUUCCCAGCACCAAUUAUUAGGCUGUGUGGGCGUGGCCUACGGCUAGCCCCGCCCCUCAUUUGCAAGGAAGCCCCAGCACCAAUGAAUGUGCUGUGUGGGCGUGGCCCGGCCCAGGCCCCGCCCGCC
This is a messenger RNA of Columba livia (rock pigeon), 6687 nucleotides long. RefSeq names its product voltage-dependent L-type calcium channel subunit alpha-1F-like. The record is from RefSeq and is a predicted model, not a curated record. Gene Ontology annotation, molecular function: high voltage-gated calcium channel activity. Gene Ontology annotation, biological process: calcium ion import across plasma membrane. Gene Ontology annotation, cellular component: voltage-gated calcium channel complex; membrane. Lineage: Eukaryota; Metazoa; Chordata; Aves; Columbiformes; Columbidae.